Molecule: messenger RNA, 910 nt
Organism: Vigna umbellata (rice bean)
Lineage: Eukaryota; Viridiplantae; Streptophyta; Magnoliopsida; Fabales; Fabaceae
Source: RefSeq, a predicted model, not a curated record
AUGCCGAUACAGGCUGGUCUGUCCCGUUUUGUGAAACAUUUGACAACUCAAGAGCAAUGGAAAAGAUCAGGAGGAAAGGACCAUUUGAUUUUAGCACACCAUCCCAACAGUAUGUUAGAAGCAAGAAUGAAGUUGUGGCCUGCUACAUUCAUUCUUUCAGACUUUGGGAGAUAUCCUCCAAAAGUAGCCAAUGUUGAAAAGGAUGUGAUAGCACCUUAUAAACAUUUAAUCCCUUCCUAUUUAAAUGACAAGUCCACAUUUGAUAGUCGUUCAACAUUAUUGUACUUCCAAGGAGCAAUAUAUAGAAAAGAUGGAGGUUUAGCACGACAAGAGUUAUUCUAUCUUCUGAAAAAUGAAAAGGAUGUGCAUUUUUCCUUUGGGAGUAUUCAGAAAGAUGGAAUUAAGAAAGCAACAGAAGGGAUGCGUGCUUCCAAGUUCUGCCUUAACAUAGCUGGUGACACCCCUUCAUCAAACCGUUUGUUUGAUGCCAUUGCAAGUCACUGUGUCCCUGUCAUCAUCAGUGAUGCAAUUGAGCUGCCAUAUGAAGAUGUGAUUGACUACUCUGAGUUCUGCAUAUUUGUCCGUACUGUUGAUGCCAUCAAAGAAAAUUUUCUUAUAAACUUCAUCCGGGGUAUUAGCAGAGAAGAGUGGACCCGAAUGUGGAACAUGUUGAAAGAGAUUGAACAUUUCUUUGAAUUUCACUUCCCUUCUAAGGAAAAUGAUGCUGUCCAAAUGAUUUGGCAGGCCGUGGCACGCAAGCUUCCUGCCAUCAGAUUAAAGCUAAAUCGUCGUGGAAGGUUUUCUAGGUCCCCUCCAAGUACAGACAAAGGACUUAGGUCAAUACCAUCACCAAGGAACUUUUGGUGAAGAAAUUAAUAUUGAACAGGAUAUGAAAAAUGUGGUAGUUAUA